AUUCUUUAGAGUUCUUCUGCAUCUCCUUACAACUAAACAUCGAUUAGUUUUAUUAUUUGAUUUUGUUGUUUUUAAUUAAUAAUUAUUGUGUUUAACUCAAGUGAAAAUGAAUUUCAUGGGAGGUGGACAGAGAGCUGUCAAAAAUAUCAAAAAAGAUGAGAACCAAAAUGCUGAAAAGGAUCAAAUAUACAGUUACAUUCAAAAGAAAAUCAACGAGAAAAUUACUCUUGAUUCUCAUGGCCAAAGUCUUUUUAAGGCUAAUGAUGCAAAUAUUGUCCAGGAAAGCCAGGACUUCAUAAAAGCUAAUAUUAUCGAUAAACUUUGUGCAGAGAAAACUGAUGAACCCAAAUGGAUUCGCCAUGUUUUUAUUGAAAAUCCUCAAAUUAUCGCAAAGAAGGAAAUAAAACGAGAGAAUCCCAAAUUCAAACAGAAGUCGAAUGUCAAGCAAAGUUGGUCCAACAAGAAAACCAGAACCAGAAUAAUCAGUCCAUUAGUCAGAAAAUGCCCAGUUAGAGAUGAGCGUCAAUCACUAACUGAAGAGUGGAUAAAGAAAGUACCGCCUGUAAAAGGUGCAAGAAGCUAUACACGAAUUUAUGUUUAAUUUCAGUGAAAUUCAAAGCCCAUCAUUUUUAUUAUUCAUCAAAAUAUUUCUCCAAUUAGAGACCUAAUAUUUUUAGCUUAUUAUUAUCAAAUUAUGUAAAAUCAAGUAUAAAUUCUUGGAUUUUUACAAAUUAUUACAUUUUAAGAAAAAUCUUACAGUCAAAAUUACCGGCUAACAUAUUUUAUCUUUUGUUUACGAAUCCGAAUCCGAAUAUAUCAAACAAUCAAAAUGAUUUCCAAUAAAUAAUUAUUACAAUCUAA
Tetranychus urticae (two-spotted spider mite) is the source of this 861-nucleotide messenger RNA. RefSeq lists its product as uncharacterized. The record is from RefSeq and is a predicted model, not a curated record. Lineage: Eukaryota; Metazoa; Arthropoda; Arachnida; Trombidiformes; Tetranychidae.